Messenger RNA from Octopus bimaculoides (California two-spot octopus), 1152 nucleotides. RefSeq names its product caspase-7. The record is from RefSeq and is a predicted model, not a curated record. Gene Ontology annotation, molecular function: cysteine-type endopeptidase activity. Gene Ontology annotation, cellular component: cytoplasm. Gene Ontology annotation, biological process: apoptotic process; positive regulation of neuron apoptotic process; proteolysis. Lineage: Eukaryota; Metazoa; Mollusca; Cephalopoda; Octopoda; Octopodidae.
CGAGUGAUAGAUAGAUAGAGAGAGAGAGGGAGAGGGAGAGAAAGAGACAGAUAGCUCCAGCCAGUCAGUAGCCAAAGAAACAGAUUUCGACUCAAACUAGCAGUAAUAUUCCUUGUUUGGAUUUUUCUACUUUCAUUUCUGACAGCUAAUACCAUGACAGUGCCAUUUUUUCAGUUGUGUUCUCUAAUUUAAUUUCGUAAAGCGGUAAACACUGUGAAAGUUAAAACUUCACUCCUAAGCGAAAUGACAAACCCGGAAGUCGAAUCAGAACACCUAACUGCUAUAAAGCACAAGGACGCUCUAUUUAAAAGUAAAUCUACAACAGGUGCUUGUUUUCCUCCUUCAGGGGAAGAAGAUUUGGGGAAAUAUUUUGCUAAAUAUGAUAUGACACAUAAAAAGCCAGGUGUCGCCUACAUCUUCAACAAUGAAAACUUCCAAGACCCGUUACUAAACACUCGUUAUGGCUCAUCAAAAGACGUACACGAUUUUGAAAGAGCAUUAAUAAAACUUGGAUUCCAUGAAGAUGAUAUCAAUGUUUAUACAGAUUCAACAGCCGAAGAAAUGUUCGACGUUUUCCAGAUGUUUAACGAAGAAAAUCUUGAUAUUGAUUGCUUUAUUUGUGUGAUUCUGAGUCAUGGUAGUUCAGACGAUAUUAUCUAUGGAUACGACGGUGUUAUUGAACUAGACAGAUUACUUUCUUGCCUGAGACCCGACCGUUGUCCAUCUUUAACCGGAAUACCUAAAUUAAUCUUUAUUGAAGCCAGUAGAGGAAAUAAGCUUGAUUAUGGAGUUCUAAAAUCGGAUGCUGCUGUCAUAGAACCUGAUAAAAAUUCAUCCCGAAUUCCAAUCAUGGCUGAUAUGUUGAUUGUUUAUUCGUCGUUUGCUGGAUAUCAGUCUUUCAGGGAUAGACAGAAUGGUUCGUGGUUUAUGCGAGGUCUAAGUAAAAUUUUGAUAGAAUUUGGCACCAAAUACGAAAUCAUGAAACUUUUAACUGCUGUGUCUAAUUACGUUGCCUCUUUAGAAGCCCCAAGUUGGUAUAAUUCGGAAUUCAUUGGCUGUAAGCAAAUGCCUUGCAUUGGAUCAUCGUUGACUAAACAACUAAAGUUUGUACGAAAGAACAAAUCAGAUUGAAUGUACAUUUUUACUCUUUUA